AUGUUGAAACAUCAAACUGUAAUGUCAUCAAAUAUUCGUCCAUUACUAACUCCAUCUCUCGAGCAACAAUCUGUGAUAACAACCACAGAAGUUGAACCACUUGCAAAUAGUUGGAGAAAACAAACUACUUUACCAUCGAAUGGAAAUACAAUGUAUCGAACUCAACAGUCACAACUAGCAGCGAGAGCACAUGUGUCAGCUAUUCCACCUUCAAUUUCACGUUCAGACUCGUUCAUCAGAUCAAGUCCUGAACCACAGGACUCGUCUUCUGUUAACACAACUAGUACAUCUGUUCCUAUUGGUAUUCAAAUAUUUUGGCUAAUGCCGAAUUGUGAUGCACAUAUCAUUGAUCUACUAUUUAGUAAUCAAUCUAAAUGUUUCGGUGGUCCAAUUGAAGAACAGACGAUUUAUAAACAUUUGGGUGUUGCUUCAGUAGUAUAUAAAAACCACUUAACUGCAGUAGAAGUUGUAACGCACGGCCCGGUGACCUUUCAUGAUUUUGUCUUUCAUACACGUUUGCUAAAGCGUACACUAGAUACACGUGUUAUUUAUUUUUCAAAUUUACCACAAGAUGAAGAAGAAAGACUUAAACUGUAUAUUAAUGCUGUAUCACCACUAGAAAAUAGUUUAGAAAUCAAAUUUUAUGAUAGCAAAAUUACAGCUGAUAAUUAUGUAGGAGCACUUGUUCAGUUUGAGAAUGAUAUUGAUUUUAACCAAAUUGUAAAAAAUAUCGAAAAUCGUCCACGUUGUCACAAUCGUCUUGUCAAAUAUAGACAGUUAUAUAAACCGGAAACAUUACUGGUUGAAUAUGAUGACGAAAAAAGUGCCGAUGAUGUGAAAACAUUAUUUUUAAAUGAUCACCGAAUAUUUCAUAUUAAAAUUCAUGAAUGUUGCGCAUUUGUUCAUUUUUUCAGUAAUGAUGAUGUUAAAAAAUGGUUAUCUUAUCCAUUUCCAGCUCAUAUUCGUCUACAAAUAAUUUAUAUUGAUAUCUAUACCCAAAAAGAAUUCAACGACUAUUUACAAAAACAUUUAGAAGAAAUUAAAAUUAAACCCAAACAAAUUUAUGUUCAUAAUAUACAAUUACCAGAAAAAAUUGAACAAAAAUCAGUACUAAUCGAAACAAAGACAAAACAAGAAUGCUUAUCAAAAGAACAAAUAGAAGUUUGUAAUACAGAAGUACCCAAAACACCAUCACCGCCACAACUCGUAGCACCGCCUCCAUUGAUCAGUAAUUCUAAACAACAACUCAAGACGGCCGUCAAAAGUAAUGAUGAAAAAUUAACUAGCCAACUCUUGACUCAAACAAAAGCCAAAAUUAUUUCUGAUCAAAAGAACACUGUAUUGAAUACAAAUUCAGCAUCUCUACUUCAAAAACAGAAAUCAGUUGUGCAAAUGUCAUCUGCAACAAAAUCAGAAAAAAUGCUACCUGAUACUAAACAGCAUUCAGAACUCAUAACAAAGCCAUCACUAUCCAAACAACAAAAACCGACAGAACCUGUUGUUAAAAAAGAAAAUGAUAAUAUUUCGAAAAAAGCUUCGACAAUACCAUCAACAAAAAUUAUUCCAAAAAAAGAAAAUGAUACUGUUGUAAAUGAUAAGCAAAUGUCAACAAAAUCAACGCUGCAAUCCUCAAUAGAAAAAAAACAAGAUAUAAAAACACUACAACCAAUGCAAUCAGCAAUAAAUAAUCAAAUUAAAAAUGUUACGGUUCAAAAAUCAGUUGAAACAAAGACAAAACAUUUACCUUUAACUACUUCAACCGUCAAAGAGAAGGAGAACAUUGAUUCAUCAGCGACAAAACAGACGCACAUUGAUUCCAAAGAUAGUGAUAUUGAAAAAGAAGAUGAAGCUAACACGACAAGUGGUGGAGACGACAAUAUGUCUUCAAACGAAUCUUUAGAUGAAACAAAUGAUAAUAAUGAUGAAAUUGAAUGGCAAAAAUGUUUAUAUAAAAAUUUAAUGUCAGCAAAUAGUGAAAUGCAGCAAAAUGGUGGUGGAGAUGAAAAUCAUUUAGAAGCACCAUAUACAUUUUUAUAUGGUGAUGAUUAUUGUAUAUCAAUGAAAAAUCGAAAAUUUGCCAAUGCUUUUAUUGAUUGUUUCCACCAUUGUAUGGAAAACUCAGUGAAUCCCGAACGUAUGAACAAGAGUCUGAUAAAGUUUCGAACAACAACAGUCACUCCGAAAAAUCCACCUGUUGUUGUACAACAAGAACGAAUACAAAAACAAGAAAAAAAGAAAAGAAGAAAACGAAAUAGAAAACAGAAUAAAAAUCAGCAACAAACAGUGACAGACAAACAUUCCGAAGUGGAAAAUUAUGGUAAUGAUGAAGAUGAUCCAACAAAUAAUAUCAGUGAACAUGAAAAUCAUUUGCCAAAUAUGCCGCGUGUUGUGUUGACGGAUGAUUUAAAACCUGUUACACUUGUUGAUCACGAUGAUUUACAAGAUUUAGAUGAUGAUACAAAUCAAGCUGAAUGGCAAAAUGUUGGUAGUAAAAAAAGAAAAGACAUUAAAUUACCAUCACAACAACAACGAAGACAGAAAGGAAGUGCGCGAAAAAGAAAAACACGUCCCAUUCAAACUUUGGAACAACAACAAAAAAUGAAAAAAACGAUGAAUGGUAAUGGUACAAGUCAUCCAACCGAUCUAAUCAUUGAUAAAAAAGAUAUUGUUCAAUCAAAGAAAACAGAACAAACGCAUCAGCUCUCAAUGACCAAUAUCCAACAACAAUCAAAGUUAUCUUCACUAUCUUCAUCAACAGCGCCUCCAAAUACAUCACUUGAACAACAACUAAUCUCACCUCCUGUAUCACACGCAACUACAAUAUAUAUUGAUAAUUGUCGCGUGCGUGGAUUUUUCCAUCAAAAAUCAUUUGAAUCAUUUAAAACACAAUUACGUCAAGUAUUUCAAAUAAAUAGCAUUCAUUUUUCAAAAACAGCUUAUACAAUAACAAUUGACGGACAAAAGUUGUUUGUAGAAAAAUGUUUGCAUUUUCUAGAAAAAAUUGGUGCAUAUUUGAGAACAAUGAGUGUUCUACAUGACAAUUUACCUAAAACUGGUUUCAAUUCAAUUGUUAAAACAUCAACAAUAACACACCAAAUACCGUAUCUUUUUGAUAAAAAUGCUGAUUAUGAUCGUUUAUUUUCAUCAUGUUCUCGUCUGAUUGAUUGGCAACUAAAACAACAUUAUGCACAACAAUUAUGUAUUUAUUGCAGAUCAAAAGCAAAACAAUUAAUUAUAUCCUAUUUAGAAAUUCCAGAUAAUCAACAACAAAAUAGUAUUUUAGGCGAGGCAAUCAAACAAAAAGUAACAUUACUAUUAAAACAGUUCAUUUAUAUACCAAUAUAUGUUCCAAACGAAUUACAAUGUACUAAACGAUGGCAAUUAUUCUUUAAAAUCCACCUAUAUGAUCAAUCUUCGUUAAAUAAACAUGUAUUAAUAAGAAGAAUUUCGAAUAUAAUACAAUUGUAUGGAAUUUCAUCAUAUGUUAGUCAAUUACAAUUAUUAAUAACUAAAUUUUUAGAUGCGAAUAGAUAUGAAACAGAAGUGAUUGAAUCACAACAGGCAAAUGGUCUUCAAUCGUUAUUUAAACGUGAAUUUCGUGAAUUAGAAUCAUCUGAUUUAUUUAAAGAAGCUGAAUUAAAAUUUAUUUAUCGUAAAAGAUCAAAUGAUUUAAUAAUGAAAUGUUUUCAAGACAAAAUUGAACAAGUUAAAGGAAAAAUACAAAAAAUGCGUUUAAAUUUAAGUACACAUACGUAUCAAGUUAAAUCACAAAUAAUGAGUAGAUAUUUUGAAAAAUCAAAUGAUCUUUUACAAAUAGCAUCACAAUCAACAUGUAUAAUUACUAUUGAGCCAAGAAAAGAUUAUAGUAAACCAGAUGAAAGUUUGAUAAAUAUAAAAUUAAUAUCAAAAUCACAAGAUAACAUUCAAAAAGCAUUACGUAUGAUUAAAGAGACUGAAGCGAGAAAUUAUUUAUUAAAGCGUCUUGAAUAUACAGAAAUCAAUGAUUUUACACCACAAGAAGUUCUCAGAGUUGAAAAUGAAUGUAAACAACGUAAUGUAACAUUUCAAAUUGAUCAAAAAAAUGCUUAUAUUAUUAUUGAUGGUUUAAAUGAAGACGUUAUUGAAAUUGAUAAAUACGUCAUGGCAUUAAUAGUCGAUGUUGUUCGUCGUGAUAUUAAACUUAGGACAAAUACGAUAGUAUGGUCUUAUCGUAAUAAUAUUACGCAGAAGUCAAUUGCCUACGAUGAUAAUAUGAAAGAACAAUUGGAAAAAUUUUAUUUAGAAAAAAGAGGCGGACUGGUUUCAAUUGAAGAUACAAAUGGAAAACAACAUUUAUUCGAUUUGGAUAAAAUGGUCGAAUUAUCAACACCAGGCAAUAGUACCGGAAAUUUGACAAUAAGCCGAAAAGAUUUGAAAAAUCAAUGCAAAGUUCAGAUGCCCGCACAUUGGUCACCUAUGUCAAAUUCAUGGGCAAAAGUAUUGUUAGAUAAAAGUGAUGCAGAAUAUCAAAAAAUAUUAAAAAUUGCUAAUAUGAUACCAGCAGGUUGCAUAUCAGAAGUCUAUCGUAUACAAAAUAAUCGACUAUAUCAACAAUAUUUGGCUCAUAAAGAAACAUUUUCAUCACGUUUUCAUGAAUUAGAUUAUGAAAAAAUAUUAUAUCGUAUUGAAACAGCAAAUUCAACAAUAAUUGAUGACAUAUGUCAAAAUGGAUUUAAUCGAAGUCAUAAUGAUCCUACGUGUGCACAUUAUGGUCAUGGUGUUCAUUUUUAUCGUAAAGCAAUUGAUAUUGAUCAUAGUCUAACAUUGAGUUCACGAAUGAUGAUGCACAAUAGUCAUAUGAAUGAUGGUGAAACGAGUAUAAGAUGUUUAUUUGUUUGCAAAGUGUUAGUUGGACGUAUGACUGUUGGUAACGCAUCAGUAAAGUUGCCAAGUUUACCAAAAGAAGGGCGAUGGAAAUGGCAUGAUCAUCAACUUAUCUACGAAAACUAUGAUGGGUUUGAUGAUCGAGUACCGAAAAAAAAUACCAGUGAAGUAUUAAAGCUCGAUAUUCGUACCGGAACUGAAGUAUGGAGAAAACAAAAUCGACCAGUUCAAUAUAUUAUCAAAACGAAAGAUAAUGUUCAAAUAACAUUGGCCGAUGUUGUGCAAGCAACGCUAAAUGUGAUGAGUGAUACGCAUUAUAUCCCUAUUGAAUUUGAAGAAUAUGUCCGAUUUCCACAAGUACAAGAUUUUCUGUUAUGUUUACUCAAUUAUUUUCAAUGGUUUUUCGAAAUUUCUGAUGAUACUUUGUUAGAAAAUCAUAUCGGAUACACACACAAUGAAAAAGAACGUAUCAGUGUGGCAUAUACACGAGCACUGAGAGCCCUGCGAGAAUUAGACUGUAAAUAUGCUACAUUAUUAUUAGGCACAGGGUUGAAAGAUUAUCAUCAUAUGAGAAAUGGAGAAUUGCAUUAUUCAUGUGAUAAUUUGGAUCGUACAAUAUUUGAGCACAUUGAAAAAUGCCUGAAAAAUAUUGCCAAUGACUCAAGCCGUUUCUCAACGACACCUCAGGCAUUCUAUCGCUUAGCAGAUAUGAAAAAUCGUUCUACAAUAUGUCCAAUUGAUAGUGUCAAAAAAUUAAAAUCUCACAAAAAAGAAACAGGAGAAGAUGAAACGAAAUAUAAAAAGAAAUGGACCAGGAAUUGUUGGGAUCAUUGGAGAACUACAUUACAAUUUCGAUUUGGUGCGUCUAAGAUUGAACCCUCAAAAACAUGUUUGUUAACAUGCGAAGAAAAAAUUCAGUUAUGCCAUAUUGUGACGCGAUGUCAAACAGAUUAUAUUACUACAUCCACAGGAUUUUCAACGCAUGAUACAACUUUAGAAGAUAUUAAAUUACUGCGAGAAAAGUGUGAUGAAAAUGUGAAAAUAAAAGCUUCCGCUGGAAUCAUUCACAUAGAAUCAGUUCGAGAAUUACUCGAUGCAGGAGCAACGAGAUUAGGCACAAGUUUCGGAGCAAAAUUAGUUGAAGAUUUGUGGAAGACAUGA
Molecule: messenger RNA, 6024 nt
Organism: Didymodactylos carnosus
Lineage: Eukaryota; Metazoa; Rotifera; Eurotatoria; Philodinida; Philodinidae
Source: the annotation of a GenBank genome assembly